This is a messenger RNA of Pseudonaja textilis, 4689 nucleotides long. Lineage: Eukaryota; Metazoa; Chordata; Lepidosauria; Squamata; Elapidae. The record is from RefSeq and is a predicted model, not a curated record.
AUGAGGAGGAGCAAUAGAUAUUCCUUGAACCUGCUUUGGUUGUUGCCACCGUUCUUGGCGUGGACCGUGGUGGCCCUUGACUUUGGACCUUCACCGUGCACCACCUUGGUAAAGGGCAAGUUUUUUGGAUACUUCUCCUCUUUGGCUGUCUUCCCGUUGAACGCUUCCCAUUGCAAUUGGAUUAUCCAAAACCCCGAUCCUCGGAGAUACACCUUGUACAUGAAGGUUUUGAAGCCCCUGGGAUUUUGCGACCGCCAGCAGAUACGCACCUACCAAUUCGACUCCUUCUUGGAGUCGACGCGGACGUACCUGGGCAUGGAGAGCUUCGAUGACGUGCUGAACCUUUGCGACAGCUCUACCCGCUACGCUUUCCUCCAGUCCAACAAGCAGUUCCUCCAGAUAAAACAGACUCUUUCCAAAGGGGACAGCAGGUGGGUCAGGUGGAAGCCCGCCAAGGUUCAGGAAAGAGAUUUCUCGGUAGAAUAUCUCGUGGUGGGCAACAGGAGUCCCAGCAAGGCUGCUUGCCAGAUGUUGUGCAAAUGGCUGGAUACUUGCUUGGCCACCAGCAGCAGCUCACAUCCUUGUGGCAUCAUGCAGACGCCAUGUUCUUGUUUCAGCGGUGAGGUAUUGGACCAACCCAGCGAGAUCCUUGGCUUAACCAAAAAUCAGGACAACUGUUUCAAGGAUGGGAUUUACUUGGAGAAUUGCUUGGGUUCUACCAAGGACACCAGCGGGCUGGAUUUCUUGGGUGGAUGGAAUCCUUGGUCAACGUGGGGCGAAUGCACCAAGGACUGUGGAGGUGGCCUUCAGACUCGGACCCGAAGUUGUCAACCUCUUCCCGAGGAAGGUCUUGUUUGUGAAGGAGUCUUGGAAGAAGGAAGAUUGUGCAAUAGGAAAGCUUGCAACCCCAACAUACACUAUAACUCCCGGAGUCAGUCUCUACGGUCUACAGAUAACCGGAAAAAAGAUGACAUUGAAGACUUCCAGCAAUAUGGACAUCCUGCACCUCAGAUAGGUGAUCCAGCGGCGGAAGAGUGGUCGCCCUGGAGCGUCUGUUCGACCACCUGUGGGGAGGGCUGGCAAAGUAGGACGCGGUUCUGUGUGUCGUAUUCGUACAGCACCCAAUGCAGUGGGCCCCUCCGGGAACAACGGCAAUGCAACAAUUCUGCUGUCUGUCCAGUCCACGGCACUUGGGACGAAUGGUCGCCAUGGAGUCUCUGCUCGUCGACGUGUGGACGGGGAUACAGAGAUCGAACCCGGAUAUGCAAACCCCCCCAGUUUGGAGGAAGCCCCUGUGAAGGUCCCGAGAAGCAAACCAAGUUCUGCAAUAUUGCCCUUUGCCCAGGAAGGUCAGUGGACGGCAACUGGAAUGCCUGGUCCGGCUGGAGCUCCUGUUCUACCUCCUGCUCCAAUGGCACCCAGCAGCGGACACGGGAAUGCAACGGACCUUCGUACGGAGGGGCGGAGUGCCAGGGGCCCUGGGUCGAGUCCCGAGACUGUUUCCUUCGGCAGUGUCCAGUGGAUGGAAAAUGGCAGGUCUGGGGUCCUUGGGGAAGCUGUACUGCCACCUGUGGAGGAGGAACCCAGAAACGUGACCGUGUCUGCUAUGGUCCUUUCUUCGGAGGAGAGCCAUGUCAAGGUCCCAAGGAAGAAUUCAAGCAAUGCAAUGAACGGAGGUGUCCAGAGCCUCAAGAAAUCUGCGAUGAGGACAACUUGGCCUCUGUGGUGUGGAAAGAAACUCCAGCUGGUGAUGCAGCGGCUGUCCGAUGUCCUCGUAACGCGACGGGGCUGAUCCUACGGCGGUGCCUUCUGGAUGAAGAUGGCAUCGCCUAUUGGACGCUUCCAACCUACGUAAAGUGUGUCUCCAUAGACUACAGGAAUAUCCAGAUGAUGACCAGAGAGCACCUCUCAAAAGCCCAGAGGGGUCUAACUGGAGAAGGGGUCUCGGAAGUCUUACAAAACCUGGUGGAGAUCUCUCAGGAUGGAACCAGCUACAGUGGGGAUCUGUUGUCAACUUUUGACAUACUCAGGAACAUGACUGAGAUUUUCCGCAGGGCAUAUUACAAUCCAACGAUGAGUGAUGUACAGAACUUCGUCCAGGUGAUUAGCAACAUCUUGACCGAAGACAACCGAGACAAAUGGGAAGAGGCUCAGCUGAUGGGGAACAACAUCAAAGAACUUUUCCGACUUCUGGAAGACUUCAUUGACGUGGUCGGCUUUCGCAUGAAAGAUUUUCAGGAUUCUUAUCAAGUGACUGACAACUUGGUUGUCAGUAUCCAGAAGCUGCCUGUUAAGGCAGCUAAAGCUCUCACUUUUCCUGUCAAAGGCUGGCGAGGAAUGGUGGAUUGGGCUCGCAAUGCAGAAGACAAGGUCACCAUUUCGAAAAGCAUCUUCUCCACAGGAAUAUCAGAGACUGAUGACUCCACCAUCUUUGUGGUGGGCACGGUGAUUUAUCGCAACCUAGCUGGGAUCCUGGGCCUUCAGAGGAAUACCACAGUACUCAAUUCACGCAUCAUCUCCGUGACUGUCAAGCCAGAACCUCAAUCCCUGGUUGCCAUGAUGGAAAUUGAAUUCUCCCAUUUGUAUAAUGGAACCACCAAUCAAACCUGCAUUGUCUGGGAUGAAGCUGAUAGCCCCCAGUCUUCAGCAAGCAAGCAACUUGGCGCCUGGUCCUGGAAAGGCUGCCGAACGGUCCUCAUCGAUCCUUUCCGAACCAAAUGCUCCUGUGACCGGAUCUCUACCUUCGCCAUCUUAGCCCAGAUCGCUGCUGACAUGAAUACAGAAAAAGUCCUCGUCCCUUCAGUCACGUUGAUCGUUGGCUGUGGGGUGUCCUCGUUGACCCUCCUUCUCCUGAUCAUCAUUUAUAUCUCAGUCUGGAGGUAUAUCCGCUCCGAACGAUCGGUCAUCUUGAUCAAUUUCUGCCUCUCCAUCGUAUCUUCCAAUGCUCUCAUCCUCAUUGGACAAACUCAAACCCAGAACAAGGUGAUCUGUACCUUGGUGGCAGCUUUUCUCCAUUUUUUCUUCCUCUCCUCCUUCUGCUGGGUGCUGACCGAAGCUUGGCAAUCGUACAUGGCCGUGACGGGAAGACUACGGAACCGGAUCAUCCGUAAACGUUUCCUGUGUCUCGGAUGGGGUCUCCCUGCCUUGGUGGUUGCAAUCUCUGUGGGAUUUACUAAAGCCAAGGGCUACGGCACCAGGAACUACCAGAUCCAUAGCAGGGGUGAAGUGAAAGUCCAUCAAAAAGUGAAGACCCAUCCAGAGGGCAGGGCAUCCCUCUGGAGCUCCUGCGUAGUCCUACCUCUGCUGGCCCUCACCUGGAUGUCGGCUGUGCUGGCCAUCACCGACCGCCGUUCGGCCCUCUUCCAGAUCCUGUUUGCAGUGUUUGAUUCCUUGGAGGGCUUCGUCAUUGUAAUGGUCCACUGCAUUCUUAGAAGAGAGGUGCAAGAUGCUAUUAAAUGCCGAGUCGUGGACCGUCAAGAAGAAGCCAAUGGAGAUUCUGGAGGAUCAUUCCAGAAUGGACAUGCCCAGCUUAUGACUGAUUUCGAGAAAGACGUGGACAUGGCUUGUAGAUCAGUGCUCAACAAGGACAUCAGUACGUGUCGUACCAUGACCAUCACCGGGACUCUGAAGCGCCCUUCCCUGCAGGAUGAGGAGAAGCUGAAGCUCAACCACCAGAAAGGGUCCUCCAACUUCAACAGUCUUCCAGCCAACGUCUCCAAGAUGCAUCUCCAGAGCUCCCCACACUACCUGGGCACCAUCAACCUCAAUGACUUCAGCAACCACACCUUGACUUUGAAGAAGGACAAAAGCCAACCUCCCAAAUCCAUCUACAUCUGUGAUGGAGAUAUCUUCAAAAAGCUGGAUUCGGAGCUCUCGCGGGCACAGGAUCAAACCAGGGACACUGGCUAUGUCAUUCUGCCCACCAACACCUCCACCUUGAGGCCCAAGCCGCCACCACCGCCACCACCACCGCCGCCACCGCCGCCGCCACCCAAGGAUGACACCAAGUACAGCAUCAACAUUGACCAGAUGCCCCAGACAAGACUCAUCCACCUCAGCAUGGCGACAGAUCCGGGCUUUGUGGUCAAGAGCCCCCCAAGAGAACCCCCAGGGAUCAGUUGUGCAGAAGGGCAAGCUUCUUCAAUGAUGCAGCAGCAACCCUUGUCUCCUCCCUUGGUCAAUAAAUCCAUGGACCCACAGAUGCCCAACAGCUUGUGUGACAUGGUCAAAACCAGUAAUACUGGAAUUGUGACCAAGAAUGAGACAGUCGCCACCCUCUCCAUGAGCUCCCUAGAAAGGCGGAAAUCCCGAUACGCAGAACUAGAUUUUGAGAAAAUCAUGCACACAAGAAAACGUCACCAAGACAUGUUCCAGGACCUGAACCGGAAGCUGCAACAUGCAGAGAAGGAGAAAGAAUCUCCACCAAUGGAGACUAAGGCCUUGAAAAGAUGGAGCGUUUCCUCAAGUGGCAGUGAUAAAACUAACGCCAGCCAAGAGAAGCAGCAAACACCAAACAAAAGACCUUGGGAAGGACUCCGGAAAGUCCACUCACCCCCAACAUGGGUCAAAAAGGAGAUGGAGACUGAGAUUCAAUCUCCCUUAGAACUCAAAACUGUGGAAUGGGAGAAGACAGGCGCAACAAUUCCCCUGGUGGGACAGGACAUUAUUGAUCUCCAGACAGAGGUCUGA